This is a messenger RNA of Oryza brachyantha (malo sina), 1687 nucleotides long. RefSeq lists its product as uncharacterized. Gene Ontology annotation, cellular component: nucleus. NCBI's taxonomy places the organism in Eukaryota, Viridiplantae, Streptophyta, Magnoliopsida, Poales, Poaceae. Gene Ontology annotation, biological process: DNA repair; base-excision repair, AP site formation. Bases 295 to 1671 code for a protein of 458 amino acids. Gene Ontology annotation, molecular function: 8-oxo-7,8-dihydroguanine DNA N-glycosylase activity. The record is from RefSeq and is a predicted model, not a curated record. The transcript has 5 exons.
GUUCGUUAUUUUUAAAAGAAUUUUGGACGACUGUGAGCUAGGCAGGGGGCGAAGACAGGGGCAAAAACGUUCGAGGUAGAUUUAAGAAAAGAAAAAUCCAACCCAUAAUUACAACAUACGGAGAAAUGACAAAAAAAAAUAAGAUGGUGUUUCGUAACGGCAUUUUAGCGAAACUCAUCGAAGUGGUAAAAGGUUAAUUAUUCCAGAGAACGGCAAAAUAGCAAAAAUCUCUGCUGCGCCGGCCGGCCCAAUCCUCGCCGCCGCCGCGCGCUUUCGCCACCCCAGCCACCGGCCAUGCCGUCCCCAGAAGACGACCCCGCCGCGCCCGUGGUGGAGCUGGAGCUCCCGCUGUGCGCGCCUCCCCCGGGCUCCGCGCCGUUCGACCUGGAGGCGGCGGUGUGCAGCCACGGGCUGUUCAUGAUGGCGCCCAACCGAUGGGACCCGGCGUCGCGCGCGCUGGUGCGCCCCCUCCGCCUCGCCUCCGACCGCGCCGCGUCCGUCGUCGCCCGCGUCUCCCGCCACCCCGCGCGCCCCUCCGACUCCCUCCUCGUCUCCAUCCUCGGCGCCGCCGACUCCCUGACCCCGCUCGACCAGAGCUCCAUCCUCGAGCAGGUGCGGCGGAUGCUGCGGCUGGGGGAAGAGGACGGGAGGGCCGUGGCGGAGUUCCAGUCGAUGCACGCCGUGGCGAGGGAGGCGGGGUUCGGGCGCAUCUUCCGCUCGCCCACGCUGUUCGAGGACAUGGUCAAGUGCAUCCUCCUCUGCAAUUGCCAAUGGACAAGAACCUUGUCAAUGUCUGCUGCUCUGUGUGACCUCCAAUUGGAGCUAAGAUGUUCAUCUAGUACUGAACGUUUUCAGUCAAGGACGCCUCCAAUUAGGGAAUGUAAAAGGAAGCGCAGCAACAAGCGGAAUGUCCGUGUGAAGCUUGAAACAAAAUUUGCUAAGGAUGAAUUGGUGUGCCUUGAGGAUCCAAAUCUAGCAACUGGCACUAGCAAUGACACAACAAAUCAGCAAACAUAUGAGAACUCGUUUAGCCUGCUUUCAGCUACAAGUGAAACAGGCAGCACAGCUGAGGUCUCAUUGGAUCAUUCAGAGCUUAAACUGGGAAAUGGUCUUUGCUUGGAAGAUUGUGGUGGAGAUUUUCCUAUCCCUGAAGAAUUGGCAAACCUUGAUGAGGACUUUCUGGCGAAGCGUUGUAAUCUUGGGUAUCGAGCCAAACGAAUUGUAAUGCUUGCACGAAGCAUUGUAGAAGGAAAGGUAUGCCUAGAAAAUUUUGAAGGAAUAUGCAAAAUGUCUGAACCAGCAUUAGAAGGCCUAUCAGCUACCCCGUCUUCAUAUGAGAGAUUGAAUGAGGAGUUGUCCACAAUCUCUGGAUUUGGUCCUUUCACUCGUGCCAAUGUGCUCAUGUGUAUGGGAUUUUUCCACAUGAUCCCAGCUGACACCGAGACAAUUAGACAUUUAAAGCAGUUUCACAAGAGAAAAAGCACCAUCAGUUCUAUUCAGAAGGAAUUGAAUGAUAUCUACGGCAAGUAUGCCCCAUUUCAAUUCUUGGCAUACUGGUUCGAGCUAUGGGGCUUCUACGACAAGCAGUUCGGUAAAAUCAGUGACAUGGAACCGAUCAACUACGGACUGUUCACCGCAAGCUACUUGAAGAAAGCAAUCGCCAAUAGCUGAAAACUUGCAUUCAAUC